GGAGACUACGACAGUCGCGGUUCGCUUCAGGCUCACAUUGAUUCUCAGAAUCUACGAUUUGGCACCUGUCUUGGCGCGAUGUUUGGUUUACGGAGAAGUGGCAUCUUCCAACCUCAGGAAAUUUUGCUCAGUCAUUGGAUCGAACUCCAGAAGGUACAGCUUGGGCCGCACUUGCCUCCACAAAUCUCCCUUUACGAACUAGGACCACCGGAAAGCGC
This is a messenger RNA of Amoebophrya sp. A25, 218 nucleotides long. The record is from the annotation of a GenBank genome assembly. NCBI's taxonomy places the organism in Eukaryota, Dinophyceae, Syndiniales, Amoebophryaceae.